AUGGGGACUCGAGGCCUCAAGAUUGUGCGCUUUCGUGGCCGUUAUUACAUUUACUACAAUCAGUUCGACAGCUACUUUGAAGGUCUCGGCGCCGAAAUCGUUGCGAGCGUUCCGACCGAACCCGACAAGUAUCAGGAAUGGCUCACGUCUAUGCGAGCCCAGUAUGCGGCCAAGCAACGCGCUCUUGAGCAACACGUAUACGAGAUUCGCGACGGAUCCGAACCUGAUUAUUCCUUUUUUGACGAACUCGAGGUGCUCCCAUCAGAGUUGCAGCGACUCGACGACUUUGACGCCGAAUACUUCUACAUUAUCAAUCUUGAUCAUGAGGUUCUCACCAUAAACUUUAGCAUACAUUGGCAGCUUGGAAAUAUCCCACGCAAAGACCAGCUUUGGCUUCGUGCCAUCGCAGAUAGCAUCUACCCUUUUAAGCCCACAAUAUCCCUCGACCUUUGCCCGCAAGAGCACAUGGCCUCUCUGGCUUUAAAGCUCCCCAGACGGGACCGCAAGAUCGCGUAUGACUUUGACAUUGUAACCCCAAACAUGGAUAUCGCUGAGCCACGAAAAGCGUUUCUUACCUCGGUUCUUGCCAGGAUUAUGAUUGACUACAAGGAUACCAUUGUUCGAUUUGGAAGGGAGUGGAGCCCAGACUCGUUUCCUUUUCGUGAGUUGGCCUUUGCCCUCGUCUCUAUUGCAUCUGGCCAGGCUAAAUUCCAUUCGUUUCCCGCUCAGCCAUGUAACCCUCGAAGUUGCUGCAUCUACGGCUGCAAGCAGAAACACCUUCCCAAGUCCUCUGGAUGUCUUGGUCAAGAGUGGGCUGGCGAUUGCGCUCCAUUGCUCGAGUUUGGCUCCAUGUCCCACCGACCUGGCGACCCUCCCGGAACAUCACCUAUGGAGACCAUGUACUGGCACGAGGACGUGCUUGUCAGCCUCACAUUAGUCGUCGACGGCAAGGCUAUCACGAAUGCCGUUGCUUGGGGCAUCAACAAGCGGCGGGCAAGCUUUCAGGUAGUCGUCCUGUCACUCUUCGAGGUGUCCUUUGCAGACGUCUUUUUAUAUGAUGACGAUGAGCCAUUGGUCGAAGUCAGCAAAAGUGUCAAUCUUUCGCCUCUUCGCGCAAAGUAUUGCGUAAGCACGCAUCCGCGCGAGAGACCAGAGCUAAAGCCGGAUAGGGAGAUGCACCGUCACUCCGGCGAGCUCCUCAUGGAGCCAAGCUGCAUCGGGACCGAGGAAAGAUUACGAACCUUAUUCCCCGGACUCGCUGUGCUGGUCAACUUCUUCCAAGCCGCCGCAAGCCGCCGCGCAGCAUCCAAGCCUUUAGUCCUUGUCCCGCUCGUUAACUCGUUGGCAGUCACCGCGAACCCCAGCACAGCAUCCAAAUCGCCAGUCGCUCUCCCGUCUGAACUGCACGACCGGAUUCUAGACUUUGUCGACUACGAUACGUGGAAGACUUGCCUGGUUGUGUCACCAAAAUUCCGUCGUUACUGCCUCAGCAAGUACAGACUUGACAAUCAGACGAGCAUCGUGGCAGGCCCCUUUGUCGAGUAUCGCAAGUUUCGCCUCAAGGAGGAACCCCUGUUGUCGUUUGACUUUGAAGAUAUGCAAACGGGCAGGAUAUUUCGAAUGAUGCAGGAUCAGUUUCGUUUUCGGACGAAACAGUACAACUGGAUGCCCCUUAUUGGUAGCGACCGGAAGGCGCUCAUGUUAGACACGGUUGUCCAGUUUGAGCCGGUCCAGACCGAAACUCUACCACCAACAUAG
This is a messenger RNA of Metarhizium acridum CQMa 102, 1758 nucleotides long. RefSeq lists its product as uncharacterized. NCBI's taxonomy places the organism in Eukaryota, Fungi, Ascomycota, Sordariomycetes, Hypocreales, Clavicipitaceae. The record is from RefSeq and is a predicted model, not a curated record.